AAAAUCCACUCCCUCAUUUCAACUUCAACUUCACAAAACACCAAAACUGAGAAAACCCAAAAGAAAAAAGAGAAAAAAAAACUAAUACUAGCAAUCAUUUACAAAUACAGGCCCACUUUACUCCCCUUCACAUAAUUCUCCCCAUCCCGGUAAUAACGACCUCGUCGGAGGGAUAAAUAUCCCGGCGACUUAUUCUUCACGUUUCCUAUAAGAAGCACUGACUAUGGAAACACGCAUUUCAUUCUUGUUCAGCUACGCCAACUACCCCGAAGAUUAGAAGGAAGAAAAAGGUAUCAAAUUUUGGGAAUUUCAUCUUUUUCUAUCACAAUUGAAAACGUAAUAGUGAUAAUGGUGAACGGAUUAUGCGCGAUUGUGUUAACUUGUUUCGCUGUGUGAAAGGAAAAGGUGAACAGUAGGUGUGAAUGAAUCAUGAAUACGAUGAAGUCGAGAUUUUUUUUGGUCAAAGCAUUGAUUUCUGUGAAUUUUCAUGAAUUUCUGUGAUUAAGGAUUUAGGCAUUUAAAGGAUUCUGAUCUUGACACGCAAAGCGAGUAGGUUUUUAAAGUACUGAGAAUUGAGCAGAAACUGACAGAAGAGUAUAAUUAGGCUGUAAGGAAAGAGUUCAGUAGAAACAAGUACCUGUUUUGGUUAAUAGCUGGACAUGCCUUUUCCGAUGAAGGUUCAGCCGAUCAAUUCUUCAACAUAUAGAGAAUCAGUCAAAAAUGAUAUAGUUAAGCCGCCUGUGUUGAAAUCACGACUGAAAAGGUUUUUUGAUCGACCGUUCCCUAGCGUUUUACGGAUUUCAUCUGCAGCUGAGAAGCCGAGUGCCGCCGGCGCUGCUAAUGAUGGAGCACUCGCCACUGAGUUCGAGCCGAGUUCGGUUUGUUUGGACAAAAUGGUUGAGAAUUUCAUCGAAGAGAACAAUGAAAAGCCAUCCGCUGCCAAAUUCGGCCGUAAAUGCAAUUGCUUUAACGGAAACAGCAAUGAUAGCUCCGAUGAUGAGUUUGAUUUCUCUACUGGAUUUUCUGACUCAGUUACAAACUCUUCGUUUGGGGAUUCUUCCGAUACUCUCAAGAGCUUAAUUCCCUGUGCAAGUGUUGCUGAGAGGAAUCUGUUAGCUGACACUUCAAAAAUCGUUGAAAAGCACAAAUCUUGCAAGCGUAAGGACGAUUUGAGAAAAAUCGUCACCGAUGAACUUUUAGCUCUUGGCUAUAAAGCUUCUACCUGCAAAUCCAGAUGGGAAAAAACUUCCUCUGUUCCUGCUGGUGAGUAUGAGUACGUUGAUGUGACUGUGGAAGGAGAAAGAGUGAUGAUCGACCUAGAUUUCAGAUCGGAAUUUGAAAUAGCGCGAUCGACGGGGAGUUACAAAGCGGUUCUGCAAUUGCUCCCGUUUAUCUUCGUCGGAAAAGCGGAUAGGAUUCAGCAGAUAGUGUCAAUCGUCUCGGAAGCAGCUCGGCAGAGCUUGAAGAAGAAAGGCAUGCACAUUGCUCCAUGGCGCAAACCGGAGUAUAUGAAAGCCAAAUGGCUCAGUCCCUACACUAGAAUUACACCUGCUCCACGCGCCGCGGCAGCGGAGGAGUCUGAUGCCGUGGCUGAGAGCAAAGAGGCUCCAUCGGAAAGUAAGUCCGGCGAGUUAAACUUGAUUUUUGGUGACAAAUCGUCGCCGUUAGAUUCCGUUAGCGAUGAGAUGAAGUCGCCAUCGUUGAACUCGUCGCCGUCGGAGAAAACUUCCGGCGAGGAAGUGAAGCCAUUGCAGGAUCCGGUGAUGAUGAUGUGGCAACCUCCGGCUGUCAAGCCGAAGAGUUGCGAUAGAGGAAGCAAAGUUGUAGUCACCGGAUUGGCUUCCCUUCUCAGGGAAAAACCCUAAAAAUUUUGUAUUCUUUUUGUGUUAUUAUAACAUUUUGAAUUCUUGCUUUUUUUUUUUUCUAGCAAGUACAAAUAUAAGUAUAUGAAGAUAUAAUAUUGGAGUUUUAGAAAAGGUGAUCGGAAACUCUUUUUUCAUUUUCCGUUUCCGUUCCUUCUUCUUUUUAUCUUUUUUUUUUUCUUUUAACCGAUCUUGCUGUAAUAAAUUGUACAAAGAAUAAGAACACAAAAUUAUAAAUAUUCUUAUCUUCUGUUAUUAUA
Molecule: messenger RNA, 2122 nt
Organism: Nicotiana attenuata
Lineage: Eukaryota; Viridiplantae; Streptophyta; Magnoliopsida; Solanales; Solanaceae
Exons: 3
Coding region: 660-1865 (401 amino acids)
Source: RefSeq, a predicted model, not a curated record